ACUGUCAUGUUGCAAAAUAUCUGCCGAUGUCCGAUCUCUGUGCGUGUUGCACAUCAAUGUUUUGAAUCACAUUUUCCGUCCCUCCUUCAGGCGUUUUCCGCAGUUUUCCACUAACAAAUGGCCCGUUAAAAAUAUUAGUUUCAAUCGUGUAGUGAUAAAUUAAAAUCCAUGUUAAGUCUGUAGAAAACACUAAAGAUCCAGACGGGUGAAAAGUAAUAUAGCGAUGUCCGGCCUCAUCGAGUAUCUGAAGGGCCCCGAGCUGGUGGUCAAAGUGCAGGAGUUUUUCGGCAUCGAGUAUCUGCAUUGCCGAGAGAAUGGAAAAAUCGAUUCGAGUGAUGCGUACUGCGGCGGCGUUGGAUCCUCGCUUAGGACGAGAACCAAACUGCGCGACGGGAAUAAGCAGAAUGGGGAUUUGACAAAUUUGGACGAGGACAGUAGUAGCAGCAGCAGCGGCGGCAAUGACUCAGACAAGUGUCAGGGCGGUGCAGAUAAGGAAACCGUCAUGCCUUAUCGAAUCACGAAUAAAUUUUGGUAUUAUUUGUUCCUUAUCGGGACGGAACUAGGAGACGAAAUCUUUUACGCAACGUUCAUUCCGUUCUGGUUCUGGAACAUCGACAGCGCCGUGGGAAGGAGGGUCAUUAUGGUUUGGUCGGCGGUUAUGUACGUAGGACAAAGCCUGAAGGAUGUCAUUAGAUGGCCUCGACCGGGCUUCCCUGUUAGCAGAUUGCAAAAGAAGUGGGCUCUGGAGUACGGAAUGCCUUCAACGCAUGCAAUGGUUUCCGUGGCGAUUCCUUUCUCGGUUCUAAUCUAUACUCAUGAUAGGUACAUAUAUUCCUUGCCAGCAGGUCUGGCUUUUGCCACAAUUUGGUGUGCAGUUAUUUGCUUCAGCAGAGUUUAUUUAGGAAUGCACAGCGUAUUGGUAACUCUCGUUGUACAUCAGCGUAGCUCUUGGGAUGCGGAAGUAAAAGAGCAAUGAUCUUUCUUCUUUGGA
Molecule: messenger RNA, 991 nt
Organism: Armigeres subalbatus
Lineage: Eukaryota; Metazoa; Arthropoda; Insecta; Diptera; Culicidae
Product: sphingosine-1-phosphate phosphatase 2-like
Exons: 3
Coding region: 224-976 (250 amino acids)
Biological process (GO): sphingosine metabolic process
Cellular component (GO): endoplasmic reticulum membrane
Molecular function (GO): sphingosine-1-phosphate phosphatase activity
Source: RefSeq, a predicted model, not a curated record